CCGUUUGGGCGGGUAGCCUAUAGCCAUAGCUGCGCUUAAUGAUUCCCUCGAAAAGACGACAGGGAAGGUUGGGGAAGUAGCAGAAGCAAGAGGAGCAGGCAACGCCAUCGAUGCGGAGUUGCUACCAUCGCCAUAGCCGCUGCAUUAGCCUUUCUUCCCUGCUAUUUGUUCGUCUCCUCCAUAGCCAUAGAUCGAUCUUAGAACGCGAAGAGAGCUACUAGUAGCGAGGGGAGCGUGGGAAAAAGAGAGUGUGAAGUGGGCAUUGUUGUUGGCGGCUUUCACUUCUUUUUGUUUCCCCACCUUCUUGCUCUCCCUUCGUCAUCGUCAUUCCAUGAACGAUGUGAAUGUCCGAGGGGUGUAAAUAGGUAUAUAUAUCUCGAGAACAGGAUACAUAGAACGGUUUGUUUUUUCGACGUUGUCUCGCGUGCACAGUGCUUGGCAGGUGGGCGGCUGCAUGUAGUUUUGUGCCAUUGCAGCCGAGUGUAGGGGGAGGAGAAGCAGGAGGGAGAGGAGAAGAAGAAGAAGGAAGAGAGGAGAGAGGGUCAGGGAGAAGCGUAGGAGAAAGGAGUAGAGAGAGGAGAAAACGGCGAGAGGACGGAAGAAAAUGUCGACCUCGUCGAAGGAGAGCGAUGAGGACGGCGGAACGAAGGAGGAAGCGGCAGGGAGCUUGGGGAUGGGUACCGUGGCAUCAAAAAAAAGAACAAGUCCGGACGAGGAAGUGGGAGAAGACAGUGCUCCUCGAGUAAAGAGGAACACGAAUGCCGCCGUCGCGAUAGAUAAUCUGACGGUAGCGCUUGAGAGGCAAGCCCAAGCCUUCGCCGUGGCCUUUACGCAGGCUGCGGACAGGACAGCGACAAUCCUUGAGAAGCAAGGAGAGAUGAUGAUGGAGCAGUCUCAAGCGAUGGUUGCUGCAUUCCAUGGGAUGGCCACGGCGAUGAACGCUCUUGCUAGGUCACUGGGAGGAGACAACUGUGAUUAAUGGAUUGCCCGGCCGGUCGUUAUUCAGUAACCAAAGCGGCAGAUGACGCC
Molecule: messenger RNA, 1029 nt
Organism: Chara braunii
Lineage: Eukaryota; Viridiplantae; Streptophyta; Charophyceae; Charales; Characeae
Source: the annotation of a GenBank genome assembly